CAGGUACACUUUCACAUGGUCUACUUCACCGGCUUGCUACGUACGCAGGCCGAACCGAGUUUCCAUCUCUGAAAAUUUGGUAAACCCUGAAUGGGGUGCUGUGUGUUUAGGUUCUCUAUGGAUAUCAGUUGCGCUAGUGUUGUUGUCCUGCAGACUUUGACCCAGGCUUCUAGUCAAGACACAGCUGUGUUGAAGCCAGCUGAGGAGCAGUUAAAACAAUGGGAGACACAACCUGGUUUCUACUCGGCUUUGUUGAAUAUCUUCACUAAUCACACACUAGAUGUAAAUGUACGGUGGCUUGCUGUGUUGUACUUCAAAAAUGGAAUUGAUCGUUACUGGCGACGUAUUGCUCCACAUGCUAUAUCAGAAGAAGAAAAGUCCUCAUUGCGUGCAGGGCUCAUCGCAAAUUUUAAUGAACCGGUGAAUCAGAUUGCAACACAAAUUGGAGUACUGAUUGCUAAGGUUGCCAGGUUAGAUUGCCCUCGACACUGGCCAGAAUUAAUUCCCACACUGUUGGAAUCUGUUAAGGUGCAGGAUGAUCUCCGUCAGCAUAGGGCACUGCUUGCCUUUUAUCAUGUUACUAAGACUCUGUCAUCCAAAAAACUGAUAGCAGAUAAGAAGCUGUUUCAAGAUUUGGCAUCAGGGAUCUACAACUUUGCCUGCUCUCUAUGGAAUCAUCAUACUGACACUUUUUUACAGCAAAUAUAUACAGGGGAUGCAGCUGCUAUUAAUUCACUGGAAAGAACUUCACUUUCUUUGAAAGUUCUUCGUAAACUGACAGUGCAUGGUUUUGUGGAACCUCACAAGAAUUUAGAAGUAAUGGAAUUUCUGAACACCGUGUUUGAGAGGCUAAAACAAUUUCUGGAAUGUCGUAGACAAGUCAACCCAGAGAGCACGUGCAGUGAAAAACUGGAGAAGACUAUUAUCCUUUUCACUAAAGUGCUUUUGGACUUUUUGGAUUAUCAUCCAUUUUCAUUCAUCUCAUUGAUUCAGAGAUCAUUGGAGUUUGCUGUUAGCUACAUAUUUACAGGUGCUGGCGAGGGUGUGGUUUUUGAGCGGUUCAUCGUUCAGUGCAUGAACCUCAUUAAAAUGAUCGUCAAAAAUGAUGCUUACAAACCGGCAAAGAACACUGAAGAAAGCAAACCUGAAACUUUGGAAGCACAUAAGAUCAAAUUAUGCUUCUUCAGCUACUCAACUUUAACUGAAAUCUGUAGAAGACUGGUAUCUCAUUAUUUCCUCCUGACUCCGGAGGAAUUGUCUAUGUGGGAGGAAGAUCCUGAGGGCUUUGCUGUGGAAGAGGCUGGAGGGGACUCUUACAAGUACAGUUUAAGGCCAUGUACGGAAGUCCUGUUUUUGGACAUUUUUCACGAAUAUAGCCAAACACUCACCCCUGUGCUGUUAGAAAUGGUUCAAAAUCUACAUGGGCCAUCUGAUGUCGAUAAUACUGUUGAACUAGUUAUCAAAGAUGCUGUGUACAAUGCUGUUGGAUUGGCAGCCUACGAACUUUUUGAUAGUGUGGAUUUCGACCAGUGGUUUAAUAACCAAUUACUGGCUGAAUUACAGGUUACUCACAUAAGAUACAAACUUAUUCGGCGGAGGGUGAUUUGGUUGAUUGGUCAAUGGAUCUCAGUAAAAUUUAAAUCAGAAUUAAGACCAAUGUUGUACGAGGCUAUCCUUAAUCUCAUGCAAGACCAAGACCGUGUGGUUCGCAUUGAGACAGCUACAACUCUGAAGCUUGCUGUAGAUGUUUUUGAAUUUAGGACAGAGCAGUUUGUUCCAUACUUGGAAAAUAUUUUCAGUCUACUCUUCCACUUGCUUCAAGAAGUCACAGAAUGUGAUACGAAGAUGCACGUACUGCAUGUAAUUUCUUGUGUCAUCGAAAGAGUUGGAAUGCAGAUUCGACCUUAUGUUGGAUGUUUGGUGCAAUAUUUACCUUUGCUUUGGAAGCAAUCUGAAGAUCACAAUAUGCUGCGAUGUGCAAUUCUUACCACACUAAUUCAUCUCGUCCAGGGUUUGGGAGCAGACAGCAAAAAUCUCUACCCAUUCUUGCUUCCAAUCAUUCAGCUGAGCACAGAUGUUUCUCAGCCACCUCAUGUUUACCUGCUGGAGGAUGGUUUAGAAUUGUGGUUAGUGACAUUGGAAAACAGCCCAUCAAUCACGCCAGAGCUUCUUGGCAUUUUUCAGAAUAUGUCUGCUUUACUUGAGCUUGGAUCAGAAAAUGUAAAGACUUGUUUCCAGAUUAUAAAUGCUUACAUUUUCUUGACCUCUUCAGAAUUUUUACAGAAUUUUGCAGCUGUCCUGUGCCAAUCCUUCUGCGAGAUGAUGCAAGAUGUCACAACUGAAGGACAAGUUCAAGUACUUAAGGUUGUAGAAAAUGUCCUAAAGGUGAAUCCUGUACUAGGGCCUCAGAUGUUUCAACCACUUCUUCCAUUCGUCCUUAAAGGAAUCUUGGAUGGAGAGAAAUAUCCAGUGGUAAUGUCUACGUACCUAGGUAUAGCAGGACGUGUACUAUUGCAAAAUGCAGGAUUCUUCUCUUCCCUUCUCAACCAGAUUGCUUUGGAACUCAGCCAAGAGAUGGAUCAGAUCCUUGGCAAUAUAAUUGAGAUGUGGGUUGAUCGAAUGGAUAACAUUACACAGCCAGAGAGACGGAAACUUUCUGCAUUGGCAUUACUUUCACUCUUACCUUCAGAAAACAGUCUUAUUCAAGAUAAGUUCUGUGGCAUUAUAAACAUUUGUGUGGAAGCAUUACAUGAUGUCCUGUCAGAGGAUCCAGACACAGGAACUUACAAAGACUGUAUGGUGAUGUCACAUUUUGAAGAGCAAAAAGUAAGUGAAGAUGAAGAACCCCCAACUGAACAAGACCGGAGGAAGAAACUGGUAGGUAGAUACUUUGUUUACAAGAGUUUGUGCUGUGGAAGGAUUUUAGCCAAAAGAAUGAAAGUUUAA
This is a messenger RNA of Rhincodon typus (whale shark), 2946 nucleotides long. It is a transcript of the gene ipo11, whose product is annotated as importin 11. Lineage: Eukaryota; Metazoa; Chordata; Chondrichthyes; Orectolobiformes; Rhincodontidae. The record is from RefSeq and is a predicted model, not a curated record. Gene Ontology annotation, cellular component: cytosol; nuclear envelope. The transcript has 29 exons. Gene Ontology annotation, molecular function: small GTPase binding. The coding region runs from base 91 to 2946 and encodes 951 amino acids. Gene Ontology annotation, biological process: protein import into nucleus.